GUGGGAGUGAGGCAGUGGUAUGCAUCGGUACGGCGGACGGGUCCCUGUUUGGCUACCGCAUUAAGGAUGGCGAUGAGUGCCACAAGCUGUUCGCCAUGACCAUUGCCACGGUAGGAGGCAAGAUGGGUGGGGCAGUGUUGGGGCGGUGGGUCGUGUAUGUUGCUGGCCACAAGCAAACACCUCAAUAUCUUUGUUUAUGUUGUUUCUGUUGAUUUGAAAACAGGGGUCGAUAUCGUGCAUGGCGUGUCACGAUGAUCUUCUCGUGACGGGAAGCACAGACGAAACCAUCAAGUAGGGAGGGCAGCGAUCAAUCAAGGAAUGAAGGAAUGUUGUGUCAUGAUGACCUCUCUACUUGUCUUCCCAUGACCCUCCUGCUUCCGUCUGUCUGUCUGUCUGAGUACCUCAGGGUGUUCAAUGUGGGCAAGUUGCGUGAGGAGGGUGUGUUGUCGUCGCCCAGCGAGGGCCCCGUCACCUGCCUGGCCCUCGUCGGCAAGACCUUCCUCCUCUCGGCUGGCACCCACACCCACACCCACACAACACAGACACCUGCCACCCACUCACAAGGCGGCAGCAAGGGGCGCGACAAGAACCAGUCAGCCGGGGUGAUCCAACCCACAAUGAAGAAGAAGAAGGCCUCCUCCAGCACUGCAGUGGCAUCAUCACUAUCCACCUCCCGCAGCAGACGCGGCCGCCUUGAGCAGCUGGUGCAGCGCAUGGAGAAGCAACACGGGGCCACCGCCGCCCCACCAGCCGUGAAGAGAAGGCACAGGCCAUCCUCCAAGGCAAGAUCAGUGGGCAGUGGUGUGGGGUUCCCCGUCGAGGUGUGGCGUGUGCGUGACUGGGAGCUGGUCAAGUCCCUCGAGGGCCACACACGCCGCGUAUCAGUGGUGCGAGUCCACCCAUCCGGCAAGGCUGCCGUGUCCAUCGAUCAAGUAAGUACGUACGUAAGGCAUGGCAUACCAUACCAUACACACUGUCUGUCAUUGCAUUGAUCGGCGGAUUGAUGGGUGGGUGAUGGGAUGGUCUGUCUGUCUGCCUGCCUGCGUGUGCGCACGGUCCUCAGGGUGGCUGUCUUUGCCUGUGGGACUUGAUGAAGGGUGCCGCUGCGAACCGAAUACAACUCACCAAACGUACGUACGUACGCAUGUACGUACGGCAAGUACUCACUGGAUACAUACAUACAUACAGCACAGCAAGCACUCAUUGGUAGCUAGCUAGCUAGCUGGAUCUAAACAAUGACUGACGUGUGUGGUGGUGGUGGUAUACACACAUCGAUGCCUUGCCUGCCUUGCAUUCGGUAUGUAUGUAUAUGUGUUUGGCUGGCAGGUGCAUUGGACAUGCGGUGGUCGCCAAGUGGCUCCUGCUAUGCACUCCUGCAUGACACACAGGUGGGUCAAACAAACAUCGAUGGAUGGAUGGAUGGAGCACAUGACUGGCAUGCAUGUUAAGGUGCAAGGGGCCGACCCGACCCCGCUUGUGUGGAUAGAUAGAUAGAUAGAUAGAUCCAUCCAACAACCCAACCACUCAUUCAUUCAUUCAUUCAUUGAUGGUCCCUGCAGGUUGUAGUCCAUGAUACGGACACUACGGCCGGGGUCACAUUGGAGCUGGACGACGGUAAGGAAGGACACACGAAUGAGUGCAGCCAUACGACAUGAAUUAUUUCACCACACGGCGGCACUUUAUCUAUCUUCGUAUGGAUGGAUGGAUGGAUGGAUAAAGGCCCAAAACAGACAGACAGACAGACCGACAGACAGAGGAAUGGAUUGGGUAUUGUGUGUGUUGUGUGUCUGUCAGUGUUGCGCACCCCUGGGCACCCCGACGAGCCAUGCUGCAUGUGUUUCGCUCAUGAAGACCUGCCAUUGAUCGGAAGUGAGUGAGUCAGUCAGUGAGUGAGUGAGUGACCAGACCAGACCAUACCAUACCACACCACACACCCGCAGGCACUGCUGAACAGUCUGACAGACACUCUCGUCGGCGUGUGGGUGUGUGUGGCGUGCAGUGAGGAGCGGAAACAUACAUGGGCUCUCAUUGAAAGACAUUCAUCACUGCAACAGGUGGGUGGGUGGGUGGGUGAUAUACAUACAUACAGUACAACCUGUUGUGCAUUACGUAUGGCAUACGCAUGACGGCGUGUGAACGCGUCCCACCCACCCACCCACCCAUCCAUCCAUCUAUAUAUUCAGGGGUGCGGUGUCCCGUCAAUCAAGAGCGGUAACUCUGGCUGGCCACACAGGGCGGAUCAAAGGAAUCGCCGCAUGGAGACAAUCGGUGAGGGAGGGGAGGGGAAUAUAUACAGACAGACACGUUGUUUUGUGUGCGUGUGUGUGCGAGAUAGGGGUCUGUGAUUGAGGUGGUAAGUGCAUGUUCCCAAGGGCUCCUGUGCUUUUGGCGGAUCGAUGGCAAACAACUGCAUUCAGGUGGGUGACAAACCAGAUCCGAUCGCGCCGACCCCACGGCAGUCAGUUGCUGUCUGUUUCAUGUUGCUGCAGCCUCUUCUCCUCUGGGAUGUAUCAGCCCACUGCGGUGAGUACUGUUUGUUGAUUUGAUGGAUGGGAUGCAAGGCAGGCAUCACAUCACACACCGUUGUGCUUCUUAGCCGUCCUUGCCUCCCUCCCUCCCUGCGGGCCUGCCUGUCUGUCUGUCUGGGUGUGUGUGUGUCUGCGCAGGUGCGUGGAGACGGGGUGCACAGUAUCGUGUAUAGAGUGCACAACGUGUGUAUAGAGAGAGAG
Messenger RNA from Vitrella brassicaformis, 2729 nucleotides. Lineage: Eukaryota; Vitrellaceae. The record is from the annotation of a GenBank genome assembly.